GUCCCAUUGAAUCCUGUAAAACCAUGCUCUGCUUCAGCACCACGUUCUUGCUGGCAACAACCUGUCUGCUUGUAAAUGCAGGUUUCCCCUUAGAGACAACUACCACCUGUGACGGCGACUUUGUUCAUCGCCUGAGCUGUACAGAUGAUGGAGUGAUCAGUGUUCAGACAGCACUGUACGGACGUGAAGACAGUAAGACUUGCAUUGAGGGAAGACCUUCACACCAGUUUUCUAGUACAGCAUGCUCACUGCAGGGCGCAGUGGAUGUCCUGAAGUCCAGGUGUGAUGGAAAAAAGGUGUGUGAACUGAGCGUAAAUGUCUUCGGAUCAUCUGAUCCCUGCUUUGGCACCUAUAAAUACUUGCAGACCAAGUACCACUGCCUCCCAGCAAUUCACCUUAUAACAUGUGAGCACUCUGUGGCACAUCUGCACUGUGAUGAAGGGCAGGUUAUAUCUGUCUACCAUGCUAAUUAUGGGCGCACUGACCAGACCACUUGCUCUUACAAACGGUCUGCCUCUCAGACAGGAAAUAUCGACUGCAUAAACCCCACCAGCAAAGUUGCUGAGAGCUGUGAUGGGGAAAACAGCUGUACUAUCGUGGCAAGCAACUCAGUGUUUGGAGACCCUUGUGCCGGCAUUUACAAGUACCUGGAGGUGGCUUACGUCUGUCAGUUCUGUCCCCACCAUCAGCGUCAACGGUCACGUCCCAUUGAAUCCUGUAAAACCAUGCUCUGCUUCAGCACCACGUUCUUGCUGGCAACAACCUGUCUGCUUGUAAAUGCAGGUUUCCCCUUAGAGACAACUACCACCUGUGACGGCGACUUUGUUCAUCGCCUGAGCUGUAAUAUUGGAGUGAUCAGUGUUCAGACAGCACUGUACGGACGUGAAGACAGUAAGACUUGCAUUGAGGGAAAAACUUUACAGGAGAUUUCUAAUACAGAGUGUUCACUGCAGGGCGCAGUGGAUGUCCUGAAGUCCAGGUGUGAUGGAAAAAAGGUGUGUGAACUGAGCGUAAAUGUCUUCGGAUCAUCUGAUACCUGCAGUGACACCUAUAAAUACUUGCAGACCAAGUACGACUGCCUCCCAGCAAUUCACCUUAUAACAUGUGAGCACUCUGUGGCACAUCUGCACUGUGAUGAAGGGCAGAUUAUAUCUGUCUACAACGCUGAUUAUGGGCGCACUGACCAGACCACUUGCUCUUACAAACGGUCUGCCUCUCAGACAGGAAAUAUCGACUGCAUAAACCCCACCAGCAAAGUUGCUGAGAGCUGUGGCGGGAAAAACAAUUGUACUAUCGAGGCAAGCAACUCAGUGUUUGGAGACCCUUGUGUUAGCACUUACAAGUACCUGGAGGUGGCUUACGUCUGUCAGUUUUCCAGGCAGACAGAGCAUGUUAUUGUGAAAUAAGAGCAACUGGAACACCUGUUUGGUCUCAAAGAUCCAUCAGCUCCUCUGAGAGAUGGAUAGCAGCCAAUAGGGUAAGGGUUUUGCACUUAAGGCAAGGGCAGUUCUUGACCCAACAGAAUAAAUACAGAUCUGUCUGAUGCAACCUUCA
Thunnus maccoyii (southern bluefin tuna) is the source of this 1554-nucleotide messenger RNA. RefSeq names its product rhamnose-binding lectin-like. Lineage: Eukaryota; Metazoa; Chordata; Actinopteri; Scombriformes; Scombridae. Gene Ontology annotation, molecular function: carbohydrate binding. The transcript is spliced from 18 exons. Bases 24 to 1406 code for a protein of 460 amino acids. The record is from RefSeq and is a predicted model, not a curated record.